AUGUCUUUCUUCAAGAAGCUUACUAAGGAGCUCGAGAACUUCGGAAUCGGUGAUAAGGACAAGGACGAGAAGAAGGACGAAUCUCAGUCCCAGGCUCCUCCUCCCCCUCCCGCCGAAGGCACUCGCGCCUACGGCUACCACGGUGAAGGCGGCCAGGGAGGUCCUCCUCCCGCUCAGUACUACGCUGCUCCUCCCCAGCCUGCGUACCAGCCUCCUUCCGACAAGCCUCCUCUGCCUGAGGGCUGGACUGCCCAGUUUGACCAGCAGCACCAGCGCUGGUACUAUGUCGAGGUAGCUACCGGUCGCACCCAGUGGGAGGCUCCCGGCCAGCACGCUCCUCCUCCCGGUCCCCCUCCCUCUGAUGGAUCUCGCGACUUUGGUGGCCAUGGUGGUGGUUACGGAGGUGCUCCUGGCUAUGGCGGCGCUCCUGGCUAUGGUGGCGCUCCUGGCUACGGCUCUCCUCCUCCUCCCGGCGGUUACGGAUCGCCCUCUCCUGGCUACGGAGGCUACGGAUCUCCUCCUCCCCCUGCCGGUUAUGGCUCUCCCCCUCCUCCCGGCGGCUACGGAGGUGCCCCCGGAUACGGCUCUCCUGCCCCGUACGGCGCCCCAGGCUACGGUGCUCCCGGCGGCUACCCUCCCCAGGACGGCGGCCACAACCCUUACGGAAACGAAGGCGAGCGCGGCGGCGAGAAGAAGAAGAGCGGCAGCUCCGGCAUGCUCCUCGGUGCCGCCGGUGGUCUCGCUGUCGGUGCUGUAGGCGGUGCCCUCAUUGCUAAUGCCCUUGACGACAGCGACAGCGACCAUGAGAAUGCUCCCGCUCCCGCUCCGGCCCCUGUCACACACACCGAGUACCACGAGUACCAUGAGUACCGUGAGGCACCUCCCGCCGACUACAACGACCCCUACGCCCAGGAUGGCCCCCCUGCCGUCCUUCCCCCCACUGAUGCCGAUGGAGACUCUGUCUCAUCGAGUGAUCGCGAGGAUGUUCAGGAAGCUCGUGAGGAGUACGAGGAGGCUCUUGCGGCUGCUAACGACUCAGACGCCAGCAGUAGUGACCAAGAGGAGCUUGAGGAGGCCCGUGAGGAGUACGAGGAGGCGUACGAGGAGGUGUAUGAGGACUAA
Fusarium falciforme is the source of this 1122-nucleotide messenger RNA. Its product is annotated as WW domain-containing protein. The record is from RefSeq and is a predicted model, not a curated record. Lineage: Eukaryota; Fungi; Ascomycota; Sordariomycetes; Hypocreales; Nectriaceae. The transcript has 2 exons. Bases 1 to 1122 code for a protein of 373 amino acids. Gene Ontology annotation, molecular function: protein binding.